AUGGAAAUUCUAAAUAAACCGGAAGUUGACAAUGUUAAAUUUUCAAAGCAAUCAACAUUUUCAGCUUAUAACAAUUCCUUGAAUCCUAUGUCACCUAAAAAAACAGGGAGUAUUAAACGAAAACAUUCACAUAGUCAAAAGACUACUAUUAGCAAUUAUCCAAGUGUAGGAGAAUUACUUUGGGAUAAUGGGAAAAUGUUUAGUGAUGUUAAAUUAUCAUUCGAAGAUAGAGAAGGUUUAGCUGCUCGCGCAGGAAUACCUUCGGAACUUCGAUUACAUUCUUUAAUCUUAUUUCAAUCACAAUUCUUUAAAGAACAACUUUCACAAACAUCGUCAAAUGUCUCAUCGUUACCAAAAUCUAACAUGAGAAAAGAAAAACAGAUCAUUGUUAAAUUACCAUAUCGAGUUAAUGAGGAAGAUAUGGUUAAUUUUUAUUGUACAUUAAAAUUAAUGUAUACAAAAAAAUGGGACAUUGAAUUAGCAAAUAAUCUAGCAAAAGGUGUCGGAUGUUUGUCAGUUUGCUGGGAAAUAGGAUUUCACGAAGGAAUUGAAGCUUGUUGGAAAUGGUUGGUACGAAAAUGUAGUCGAGAUAGAAAUAAGGAAAUGAUGAAAAAAUUAAUAGAUGCAUACCCGAGAUUACAUGAAAGAUUUACACAUCAAGUUGAUAAUGUAAAUAGUUCAUUGGCUGAAUUACUUGCAGAUACAUCAUUACAAAGAGCUCCAAGUUUAACAAAGAAUAAAAAAGUACCAACUUUACCACGUAGAUCAAUGCGGCGGCCAAAAAAUGCUCGUCGAAUAACGAAAACUGGUGAUGAAUCUGAAAAAACAUUUUUAUCUCCUUUAUUAAAAUCGGAUAAUAGUGAUACAUCAACAUUAUCAUCGUCCAACUCAUCAUUAUCUCCAAAAGCUUCUUCAAAUUCUCUGAAAUCUUCAUCAGCUUCUCCAAAAGUUUCAUCAACAUCUCUAAGAACUCAAUACGAAAAUGGAAUUCCUACACCACAUCAACCCACUAUCAAUAACUCAUUACCAUCACCACCAUUAUCGGCUUCACCAUCACUUUCUCCAGUGUUAACGCAAACCUUACUAUCAUCACACACAAUGUUACCUUUUCCAACGAUACCGACAUCAAUACCAACAAGCUUUAAUAAUGUUCAAAUACUUGACAUAUGGAUAUCAAAAUUCGAGACAUUUUCUAUAAUGUCGAGACGAUCAUGUGCAAAUCUUCCUUUGGAAGAUAGAGAUGAUAACAGAUGUUUCCCAUUUUUAGGACAUUUUGGUUUAAUUUUUGAAUCUAUUAAUCAACUUGGAAGAUCGAAAAUUAUUGCUUCAAAGGAUUGUUUAGAUUUUGCACUUCGUAUGUUAAAUGUUAUUAAAAUUGAACAUUCUCAUUUUCAUAUGUUACAUAAUGCAUAUAAUCAAAAAAAUGGAGUAGGAGAAGAACUUUUAUCACAAUCGAUAGUACUUCAUGAAUCAUUAGACGAACCUUUAACAAUAUUAUUAAAAGAAAUAUUAUCACCAAUAGAUCAAAAACAUUUAUGUGAUUAUUUGUGGGCUCCAAGUAAUAUUUCAAAUUUAAUGCAUCUUCGAGAGAUUCGAAAUGGUAAUAGUAAUCUUAUGGAAGAUGAAUUUGAGGAAUAUGAAGAGAUUAUGAGAGAAGUUAGUUUGAUUGAAGGUUCAAGGGUUAGUCAUGUUGAACAUAUGAUAGUUGGUGAAAAAAUGGCCAAAGCUAUGAGAGGAAUCUUAGCAAAAAGUAGUUAUAAAUUUAUUUAA
This is a messenger RNA of Dentiscutata erythropus, 1770 nucleotides long. The record is from the annotation of a GenBank genome assembly. Lineage: Eukaryota; Fungi; Glomeromycota; Glomeromycetes; Diversisporales; Gigasporaceae.